GCGAGUUCUUUAGCUCUUUUCACAGUGUUCAGAGUUAUUUCAACCAACGUGGUUAAGAGUGCGGCGACUGAAUCACGAUUAGCGGUCCGAAUUUGUCAGUGCCCAGGAAGGAAAAAAAACAACACCAAAAAAAAAACUUUCAAAAGCUACUUUUGAAAUUCCAUUCGUCGUCUGAAAGGCACCGCUAUCUGAGAUUGGAAAAACCGCAAAGCGAAAGCGAUUUUUUCGACAAAAGUGUGACAUUUGUGACUUUGCUUCCUGCUUCUUGGAAUUGCCUUGUGACGCGAAGAUUGGUUCCGGAUGAAGAUGACCAAGUUGUUGCGGGCGAAACGGUGCCUGGAGGCGGUGGCGGCGUUCGGUGGCGCCGGUAGAACGGCACUGAUUACACAAUACGCCCGGGCGUUGUCAACCCAGGCCGGCAAGAUUAUCCAGAAUCCUCCGCAGUCGAUUCCGCUCGACCCGGAGCUGGUUCACGCUGACCUUCACCGACGACUGGCCGGUCUGUACGAGGAGGAAGUGCAGAAGAAGCUGGUUGUUCCGCCGUUCAAGCGGGCUCUGCUGCACGGCCAGAAGUCGGCCAUCCGGGACCAGACCGGAGAUUACAGCUUCAUCCAGCUGUACGAGGCCGUGAAGCGACUGGCGAUCCAGAUCUCCAGCUGCUGUGGUAGCGCAUCUCAGUCGCGCGUGGCGUUCAUCUGUCCCAACGAUGCAACUUACGUUAUCAGCCAGUGGGCGUGCUGGUUCUCGGGACAAAUUGCUGUUCCGUUGAAUCCAAAAUACCCACAAAACCUUCUGGAAUACUACAUCAAGGACUCUGACGCAUCGCUUCUCAUUGCCACGCCGGAAUUCCAGAACGUCGCCCAACCCUUGGCUACCAAGCUUGACAAAAAGCUGCUCCUUGUGCACCAUGAUUUGCUAAAGGCAGAAAAUAAUGGAACCCAGCCAGACGAAGAAACAUCAUAUCUUGAUCCGAAACGCGAAAACUUGCUCCAACUGAACGACACGCUUGUGGUUGAAGGUUGCUUGAACGGUGAAUUCUACCGUGAUGCAAAUGCACUCAUUCUUUACACUUCUGGCACAACUGGCAAUCCCAAGGGCGUGGUGCUGAGCUAUGCCAAUUUGGAUGCCCAAUUCCAUGCGUUGACUCAAGCUUGGAAGGUAACAAACGCCGAUUCCGUACUGCACGCUCUUCCACUGAACCACGUCCACGGAACGAUCAACGCUCUGAAUCUGCCACUGACGCUCGGUGCAAAGUGUGUCAUGCUGCCCAAAUUCGACAGCAGCAUGGUAUGGAGCUACCUGCUGAACGUCAAUAUGACCACGAAGGAGCGCGUCAACAUGUUUAUGGGAGUGCCGACGAUGUACAGCUUGCUGAUUAAGGAGUACGACAACGUGUUCGGCAAAAACGCCAGAAUGUGCGACUACGUGAAGACACACUGCAAGAACAAGAUUAGACUGAUGAUUUCCGGAUCGGCUCCGUUGCCAGGAACGGUCUUCAAGAGAUGGCACGACAUUAGCGGUCACAACUUGCUGGAACGAUACGGAAUGACCGAAAUCGGAAUGGCCAUUUCAAACCCGCUUAUUCAGGAUGGAACUCGAUCACGUAAACAGGGCUGUGUCGGAAUGCCACUGCCGGGAGUUGACGCAAAAAUUGUCGACAAAGAGAACAACAAGGAGCUAAUUCUGCAAGGUGCAGCAAACGAAGGAUACUGGAAUGGCGCCACCGAUGCAUGCAUCCCCGAUCCGACAAACGGCCUGCCCAUUACCGGAUACCUUUACAUCCGAGGCCGAUCAGUUUUCCGCGAAUACUGGCAGAAACCGGAGGAAACCAAGUCGGAAUUCGAGGAUGGCUGGUUCAAGACGGGCGACGCAGCUGAAUAUUCCAACGGCACGAUCAAACUGCUCGGCCGAACCUCGGUAGACAUAAUCAAGUGUGGCGGCUUCAAGCUGUCGGCGCUCGAAAUCGAAACCGUACUGCACGAACAUGCCGACACGGCCGAUGUCGCAGUGAUUGGCAUCCCCGACGAAACCUGGGGCUCCAAGCUGGUCGCCGUUGUCAGCGUAAAGGACGCCGAAACGUUCAGCAUUCCACGGCUGCUGUUGUGGCUGGAACAGAAGCUGCCCAAGCACGCGAUACCCAAGGAGGUCAAGCUGGUAAAGGACAUCCCGCGCAACGCCAUGGGUAAGAUUAACAAGAAAGAACUGAUCCAAACUCUGUACGGCAAUGGCGAGCACCAGCAAGAAAAGGUCGUGAAAUAAGCCGCCAGUGGUCACAAUUCUCACGAGUUACGUUUGGAUUAUUCCCUUUCUAUGUGUUUCACACAUUGUUUAUUUUAUGUGUUACUAUUACGAUAAUAAUAACCAGCGCGCGGCACCAGUGAAGAAGUUGCAAAGAAGCGAUCGCGACGACAGGCCUGGCGAGCCGAUCAGAGAUCAUAACUUCUAGUCAUUACCGUCAGACUGUGCUCAAAGCAGGACUAGAAAGUUAUGUUUGAGGGAGAAUGAUUAGAUAGGCUUACGCGCUAGUGUUAGUGCUUGCGCAUAUUCACACAUAUUUAUACACGAUCAGUAAGUAACUUCAACUAACGCAAAUUCCCAAAAUGUGGGAUUUAAUAUAGGACGCGCUGUAUGCAUUGAACAACAAGCGGCGACAAAUACAUUAUUAAAGAUUA
Molecule: messenger RNA, 2672 nt
Organism: Culex pipiens pallens (northern house mosquito)
Lineage: Eukaryota; Metazoa; Arthropoda; Insecta; Diptera; Culicidae
Gene: Acsf3
Product: malonate--CoA ligase ACSF3, mitochondrial
Exons: 4
Coding region: 301-2259 (652 amino acids)
Biological process (GO): fatty acid metabolic process
Molecular function (GO): medium-chain fatty acid-CoA ligase activity
Source: RefSeq, a predicted model, not a curated record